ACCAGAACAGUCGUUUGCAACAAGUCUCCUGGAACGAGUAUGGUAUUCAAACGUUUGGAUUGGGUUAAAUGAUUUAAAUAUUAAAGGUGUAUAUGAGUGGUCAAAUAAUUCUUCUGUUUCGUGGAGCAACUGGUAUGUUGGACAGCCUGAUGAGAGACGAACAGAUAAAAGUUGUGUCUAUAUGAGUCUGAAGCGUGGUAAACGCGGUUGGAUGUACUGGAGUGAUCAGAAUUGCACGAGCAAAUAUGCCUUCAUGUGUAGUUAUGUCGUUG
Messenger RNA from Paramuricea clavata, 272 nucleotides. Lineage: Eukaryota; Metazoa; Cnidaria; Anthozoa; Malacalcyonacea; Plexauridae. The record is from the annotation of a GenBank genome assembly.